AUGUUGAAAAUCUCCAUUUGCACUUUGGUUGCCAUGGCAUCUUGCAUUGUUGCUAUACCCAUUCAACAACAACAACAACAUUUCGAAUUAGAUCGCCAUUCAAUCCCAAUUACCAAAAAAAUACCCUCAUCUUAUAUCAAUACCUACAAGAACAUCAAUGAAUUAGAGUCAUAUUACAGCAGAAUUGUUAGUCAAGUAGUCGACGCCACCGUCUCUGAGAUUAUAGAAACUGCACCAGAGACAUACCUGACUAUUCAUGAAUUGCAAUUUGCUGGCAGAGAAUACUGUCGUAUCACAUUAAAGGAGUUUAUGGACGUCUUGGAGCACGAAUUAACUCAUCAUAUCAAGGACAGUCUACUUGCAUCUAUUCGACCUUUAUUAGAGGGCUACAACAAGAACGAUGUGAUUGAAUAUAACCACUACAUCAGCCAACAGCUUGGCUUCAUCCUGAAUCCCAAGCAAUUCUCUCAAAAAAUCAUCCAGACCGUGUACCAUGAAAAUCAAGACGACAAGCAUACGAGCACAGUUUACAAGAUUUGGAAGCUAAUGACUAAUCCAGCAUGGGCACAAACCGUUCAUCACGAAUCAAACGAGUCCAUGGCACUCGAGGCUUGGUUACAGUCAUGGCUGAUGGAUAUUGAAUACUCUUUAAAAGAUGAUUUUGAUGCUAAAAUCUAUACUUUGUCCCUCACCUUGUAA
This is a messenger RNA of Mucor velutinosus, 699 nucleotides long. RefSeq lists its product as uncharacterized. Bases 1 to 699 code for a protein of 232 amino acids. The record is from RefSeq and is a predicted model, not a curated record. NCBI's taxonomy places the organism in Eukaryota, Fungi, Mucoromycota, Mucoromycetes, Mucorales, Mucoraceae. The transcript has 2 exons.